AUGCCUUCUGGACUCCUCGGCAAGAAAUUCCCGGCACCGGUCCUCAAGACCAUGUGGCCUUUCUACACCGCUGGUGUGAUUGUCGCCUAUGGCAUCAACAGCCUGGCCAACACUCUCUCAAACACCGACGAGUACAGGAACGACCCUCGCAACCCCAACAAGGCCGCUGCCACCAAGCACUAG
Molecule: messenger RNA, 183 nt
Organism: Dissoconium aciculare CBS 342.82
Lineage: Eukaryota; Fungi; Ascomycota; Dothideomycetes; Mycosphaerellales; Dissoconiaceae
Product: ATPase, F0 complex, subunit J
Exons: 4
Coding region: 1-183 (60 amino acids)
Biological process (GO): proton motive force-driven ATP synthesis
Molecular function (GO): proton transmembrane transporter activity
Source: RefSeq, a predicted model, not a curated record